Molecule: messenger RNA, 851 nt
Organism: Chrysemys picta bellii (western painted turtle)
Lineage: Eukaryota; Metazoa; Chordata; Testudines; Emydidae
Source: RefSeq, a predicted model, not a curated record
GGUGCUGGGCCAUUUUGAGAAGCCGCUGUUCCUGGAGCUCUGUAAGCACAUGAUCUUCCAGCAGUUCCAACAGGGCGAGUACGUCUUCCGGCCCGGCCAGCCCGACACCAGCAUCUACGUGGUGCAGGAUGGCAAGCUGGAGCUCUUCCUGACCCAGCAGGGCCAGGGUCUCGGCCUUGGCUGGCUGCUGGGCUCGGGUGAACGUGGCUGUAGGCUGCUCUCUGAAUCUUUUGGCCUGAAGCCGUGGGGUACCCGCUGGAUCCCUGGCUGUCCUUGGCAAUGCCCACCACUGGUAGGCUGCUCUACCCAAAGGAGGAAGCAGGGGCACCCCAGCCUGGGUGCAGGGACCCAUGGUUACCUGGUUCUCACACAGGGGCACCAGCGGCCAUACCGGACUGUGUCUGCGCGGGCAGGUGAGGACUCCACAGUGCUGCGGCUGCCAGUCGAGGCCUUCUCUGCCGUCUUCGAGAAGUACCCCGAGAGCCUGGUGCGGGUGGUGCAGAUCAUCAUGGUGCGUCUGCAGCGGGUCACCUUCCUGGCCCUCCACAACUACCUGGGGCUGACCAAUGAACUCUUCAGUCAUGAGAUGCAGCCGCUGCGGCUCUUCCCCCAGCCCAGCCAUGCCUCACGCACCAGCCCUGUCAGACACAGCAAGCGCGUCAUCAGCGUCUCCUCCAUCGACGACCAUAAGGAGAGCUCUGGGAGGCAGCCAGAUGCCAGCACCAAGGACCUGGGUAAGGGUUGCCCUGGCUCAGGGUGGGGAACGCAGCAGCUGUGCUCCCCCCCAGGGCAACUGAGCUGGGCAUGGACCGGACAGGGGUGAAAGAACUCAAGGGUGCAGAAGGGCUCAG